Lycium barbarum (goji berry) is the source of this 942-nucleotide messenger RNA. RefSeq names its product receptor kinase-like protein Xa21. Gene Ontology annotation, biological process: protein phosphorylation. Gene Ontology annotation, molecular function: ATP binding; protein kinase activity. NCBI's taxonomy places the organism in Eukaryota, Viridiplantae, Streptophyta, Magnoliopsida, Solanales, Solanaceae. The coding region runs from base 1 to 942 and encodes 313 amino acids. The transcript has 3 exons. The record is from RefSeq and is a predicted model, not a curated record.
AUGGGAGAAAUUCCAACUGGUGGUCCUUUCGCAAACUUCACCGGUCAGUCAUUUUUGUCUAAUAGUGGAUUAUGUGCAUCAGCAAUUGUUGCAUUAGUCGUUGGAUUUCUGAUUUUAAGAAGAAAAAGAAAUGUGCCAUCAGGAUCAACUGACAUAUCAUCCGUGAGGGCCCACGAAAGAGUUUCAUAUGAUGAACUUCGACAAGCAACAAAUGGAUUCAGUGAGGACAGUUUGCUUGGUACUGGGAGUUUUAGCAAGGUGUACAAAGGGGUAAAAGAUGGGACAAUAUUCGCAAUAAAGGUAUUCAAACUGGAACUUGAAGGUGCAUUCAAGAGCUUUGAGACAGAAUGUGAGAUCUUACGCAACCUUCGCCAUCGGAACCUGACAAAAGUCAUAACUUCUUGUUCCAACUCUAAGUUCAAGGCCUUGUUAUUGGAGUACAUGCCAAAUGGCACCCUUGACAAAUGGUUACACUCUCAUGACUUUUUCUUGGACAUGUUUCAGAGGUUGGACAUAUUGAUCGAUGUAGCAUCUGCUUUAGACCAUCUCCAUAACGGUUAUUCAGAGCCAGUGGUGCAUUGUGAUUUGAAGCCUAGCAACAUUUUGCUAGAUCAAGACAUGGUUGGCCAUCUAAGUGAUUUUGGGAUUGCGAAAUUGAUAGAGUAUGGACAAGAUGGACUUGUAUCAACAAGUUGUGACGUGUACAGCUUUGGUAUUGUGAUGAUGGAAGCAUUCACAAGGAGGCGGCCUAAUGAUGAAAUGUUUACCGGAGAUUUGAGCCUAAGGCAUUGGGUAAAUCACUCGCUUCCUACUGGAGUUGCAGAAAUCGUGGAAGCAGACUUGAUAAGGCCAAAGGAAGAACCUCUUAAUACAAAAAUGCAAUGUUUGGUUUCUGUCAUGGAAUUGGCUUUAAGCUGUACUUCAGUGACACCUGGUGCAUGA